GCCUCCAGGGUGUACUUGCAUGUAUGCACAUACUGCUACAUAGUACUGUAGUUCAGUUUUAAGACUAUAUACCUUCCUACAGUACUAAACUCAGGUCAGUAUGUGCUAAUUAGGCACACACUGAUAGGUUUAGCUACAUACUCUUUCAUUAUUUACGUCCAUUAAAGGUCUACUGUACCGUAUUUCGUACGGCCAUUAAGGAUAUGCCACACUCAACAAGGAAUUUCUUUAUUAUGUCAUACAUACAGCCAUUAAGGAACUCCCUUCGACUCAUGGGGGGCCCCCCGAAUCUGGUCCCCGACAUGUUUGAGCUGCAGCUGAGUUUCAGCAUCACCAACUACCUCCACAAGCUGAAGAAGCAGGCCAAGAUGGAGAGCGAGCGGGUCGUCUCUGCCAUCUCGCAGAACAGGACCAACGACGCUCACAAACGAUCCAACGGAAUAGUUGACUUAGGUGACGGCAUCAGUAUAGCCAUUGGAUCAACUCAGGAGGGUGAGCGUGUUCAGGGGUUUCGGAAUCCAUUUGACAUUGUGCGGUCGUCACUCCUCGAGCAAGUCAGGUCCAUGAGGACCAACUUUCUGCAGGUCUCUUCCUCGACUGCCCUCAACGUGAUCGAAGAAGUUGCACGUCAUCAAGUACCCAUCAGCCAGAUGGGCAACUAUCAGGAACACCUCAAAAAACUGAAUCCACUCCGAGAGGUUGACUCUGGAGCCGUACGAACCCAGCUCUUCGGAAACCCCUUCAAGCUUGAGAAGAAAGGAUCUGGUCAAGACUUGGAGAUUUCGCUGGCCGACGAGCACAUGGUGGAGACACUGGGAAGUCGGCGAUCGUCCGGGAGGAGGCGAAAUCCUCGCUCUCCGUCCCCGGUCCCUUCUCCCCGCUCUCCCUCCCUCCCCUCCUCCCCCAUCCCCUCACCCACUCCCUCCCUCACCAAUCACAACAAACACAGUGUUCAUAAGAAUUGGAGUUUACCUGAAGAAGAACCAAAUGGAAGCAGAAAACUUCCCACCAAAGACGCAAAAACGCCAAAGGUUGAACCUGGUAAAGAAGGGGUUAAUCACCCGAAUGCCGAAUCCAUGGAAAGCGGAGCAGGGUCGAAAGGUCAAACCAAUGGUAGCGAGUAGUACGAAAUCUCUAACCAACAGCUCUACGGACCAGCAGAGUUCAGUGAACAACAGUUUCCCCCAUCGAAAACGAGAGAGAACUCCUUCCCCCACCCCUUCUCUGCCAGGUCCGAAGAGACGUGCCAAGAGUCCUUCAUACCCUCUUGUUAACUCCACUGCAAACGACACGUCAACGGGCCAACCGUCCAAUCAAAAAGCUCCGCAGGUCUCGAACAAACCCCCGCUGAGCGGCACAAACAGCUCGCUGAAGCUGCCCCCUGCCGUCAGACUGGUAAAACCGGAAAUGUCGUCGGCGUCGAAGGUGCUAACGGAGGAGAUUCAGAAACAGCAGGGACAAGAGAAUGCCAGGCUGAGGAUCCUCAUCUUCAAGGAGGUCAAGAAACAGGGCAAAAACUACUCUCCACAGACCCUAUUCCAGUAUCUCGAAGGGGUCAAAGGAUCCGUUGAGGUCAGACGUGGCUUCGUACAGGACGUCAUCAGAGAAGCCACCAAAUUCAAGCGGAAGCCACUAAUUCAGCAGCUAGAAGAAUGGGCAGAGAGACUACCAUCCUUCAAGACGGCAUCUGGCGGGGGAGCACUCAAACCUAAGCCAAGGACGACAGACAAGAGAUAGUGGUGACCAGUGCCCCACCAGUGUCAUCUAUGAUCAAGCCACUUGUAAUAUAUAAUGUGAAUAUCAUAUGCAUACACAUGCAUUACCGGCAUUGCACACACUACAUGCAAUCACACCCCUCACCGGUCUUUUAAAAAAGAUUUUAUGUAUAUAUACAACUGAAAAAUGAGCG
Geodia barretti is the source of this 1909-nucleotide messenger RNA. NCBI's taxonomy places the organism in Eukaryota, Metazoa, Porifera, Demospongiae, Tetractinellida, Geodiidae. The record is from the annotation of a GenBank genome assembly.